UGUAGCCAGCAGCAAAAGAUGCUGGCUGUCGAGUUCUCUGCCAUUUUCAUGCCUAUAAAUUAGGGGAUGUUCUCGGAACAAAUGGAAAUAGGUGUCAUGGGAUUGUGAGGAUUUCUUUGUUUUGUUUUUGCUGUAUUGCAAAAUUUGGAAAACGCAGGUUCCUUUAAUUUCAUCUGACGUGACAACGCAGUACCCGGUUUUCACCCGAAUACUGCAUUUUGCACAUCUUUCUCCGGAGAUCUGGUAUCAGGAAUGAGUAUAGAAAUCCCCGAGGGGUUGACGGAGCUUUUACAGAGCUUUACCGUGGAGGUACUACGGAAUCAGCCCAGGGAUCUGUUGGAGUUCGCCUUGCAGUAUUUUACUCAAUUGAAGGAGAACGAAACCAAGGGGGCCGCAUUUGGCAAUGAACAAAAUUCGUCUGUACGAACAGGGAAAGCCGUCAACUUCAUCGAGGAGGCUAUGCAGAUUGAUUCUGAAAACGAAGAGGACGCGGAUGACGAUGAGGAAUUCGUAGCCCCAGUAAUAAACAGGUUUAUAAGGCGACCUUCUGUGUGUGCAGAGGCAUUCAACCCAGAUGAUGAUGAUGAGGACAAGGAACCAAGGGUGACUCACCCAAAAACAGAUGAACAGAGGCAGAGACUACAGGAGGCCUGCAGAGACAUACUUCUGUUCAAAAAUCUUGACCAGGAACAAAUAUCACAAGUAUUGGAUGCCAUGUUUGAGAAGACAGUUGUUACUGGGGAACACAUCAUUGAUCAAGAUGAUGAUGGAGACAACUUUUAUGUCAUUGAGCGAGGGAAUUUUGACAUCCUACUGAAGUCCGAUGGCACCUCAAGAGCAGUUGGCUCGUAUGAUAACCGUGGAAGUUUUGGGGAGCUUGCCUUGAUGUAUAACACGCCAAGGGCAGCCACCAUUGUUGCUACUUCGACUGGAGCCUUGUGGUGCCUAGAUCGGUUAACAUUCAGAAGGAUCAUUGUAAAAAACAAUGCAAAGAAGAGGAAAAUGUAUGAGGCUUUCAUUGAAACCCUUCCACUGCUUACAUCCUUGGAGGUCUCAGAAAGAAUGAAGGUGGUGGAUGUUUUGUCAUCCAGAGUGUACAAAGAUGGAGAGCAGAUUAUUGCCCAGGGUGACCUGGCAGACUGUUUCUACAUUGUAGAAUCAGGUGAGGUUAGAAUCACCAUGAAGAGAAACCGGUUGAAACUAGACUGUGAGGAGGAGGAGGUGGACAUUGCUACAUGCACCAGGGGGCAGUACUUUGGAGAGUUAGCCCUAGUCACCAACAAGCCAAGGGCAGCUUCAGCAUAUGCUGUAGAGAAUGUCAAGUGCUUAGUAAUGGAUGUCCAGGCAUUUGAGAGGUUACUGGGGCCUUGCAUGGAUAUUAUGAAACGCAACAUUGCUAACUAUGAAGAGCAGUUGGUCAUCCUCUUCGGAAGUCAUACAGAAAUAGAGGAACCAAGUGCAUGAAAUUUACAAAUACAAAAGCAACAACAUCAACAAACUGAAAUGCAACAAAAUGAAAAGGAUGAAAUGAAUACAGGCCUCUCAGCAUUGGUCAGAUGCCACUCGAUCAUAACUUCUAAAGUUCAGAGUUAUUGUUUUGCAUUCACAGAAGUGAAGCUCUGGUGUAUCAGUGAUAGUGAUUUUUACAUGUGAUAAGCCAAAUAUGUAGGACAUUCUUUACAGGUUACACAAGGUUUAUAAAAAGAGUUUUUUCGAUGUGUAAAGUGUUUUGUCAUACUGGGAAUAUACUAUGUUUAUCCAGUUAUUGGGUUAUGUCAAUGUUAUUGGAUUAUUUAUCCAGUUAUUGGUUUAUUUCCCCACUUCUGUAUUUUGUUAACAUGUAUACAGAUAUAAAUGAUUUUUAAUGGUUAUUUUGAGUUUCUCUUUGUGUUUGGCAGCAAGACACUGAUAUCUCGAGCCAUAUUUAUUUGUCCUGUAUUUUAUCACUUUUCUGAAUCCUGUUUUUUUUUUUUUUUAAGUACACUAAUCAGUGUUUUUAAAAUGUCUCAUUCAUAAUUACCUUCAAAGAAUGAGCAAAUCGCACACAAAUUUGGACGGUCCAUGUGUGUCAAUGUAUGAGGAGGAUACAAACCGAAACCUAUUAACUUGUAUUCAUUAAAGCUGGAAGUAUAGCUGUAAUAUAUAAACAAGUAAUGGCUUGGUUACAUGAGAAAGGGAGACAGACGUGUGUAUGCUGAUAUUGCACUUUGAUGCUAGCCUCAUGAAAACAAAAUGGAAUUGCACAUGGCUUUAAGCUGAACAUAAUUAUGUUGUACACAGCCUUUUUAGAAUUUAGUUUAGAGUCCAUACUCAUAAAUAAAAUUCAUAUAGAGUGUUUUCAAUUACUGUUUAA
Molecule: messenger RNA, 2353 nt
Organism: Electrophorus electricus (electric eel)
Lineage: Eukaryota; Metazoa; Chordata; Actinopteri; Gymnotiformes; Gymnotidae
Gene: prkar2b
Product: protein kinase cAMP-dependent type II regulatory subunit beta
Biological process (GO): negative regulation of cAMP-dependent protein kinase activity
Cellular component (GO): cytosol; cAMP-dependent protein kinase complex
Molecular function (GO): protein kinase A catalytic subunit binding; cAMP binding; cAMP-dependent protein kinase inhibitor activity
Source: RefSeq, a predicted model, not a curated record